CUUUGCCCCCCCCCUGCCGUAUAAAUUGGGCUGUCCAAGUUUUUCUCUGUUAUACUGUGUGUGGUUGUGGGACAGGUUGGACGACGUCCAGUGGCAGAAACAUGUCGCAGUACUCUGGAAAGAUCACCUUCUAUGAGGGGAAAUGUUUCACUGGCAGGAAGUUGGAGGUCAGAGGUGACUGUGAUAACUUCCAGGACCGUGGCUUCAUGAACAGAGUCAACUCCAUCCGUGUGGAGAGCGGAGCCUGGAUCUGCUACGACCAUCCUGACUUUAAGGGCCAGCAGUACAUCCUGGAGCACGGAGAGUACCCAGAAUUCCAGAGGUGGAAUUCACACAACGACCACAUGGGAUCCUGCAAGCCCAUCCGCAUGCAUGGAGAACAUUACCGCAUCGAGCUGUUUGAAGCCUGUAACUUCUCUGGUCAGUGUGUGGACAUCUGCGACGACUGUCCCUUCCUGCAGAGCCGUGGAUUCUCUAAGAACUGCAUCAACUCCGUCAGGGUCUAUGGAGACGGAGCCUGGGUGAUGUACGAGGAGCCCAACUUCCGCGGUCGGAUGUACAUCGUGGAGCGCGGGAACUACUGCAGCCCCAACGAAUGGCAGGCCCAGAACCCCAACAUCCAGUCCAUCCGCAGAGUCGUCAACUACUUCUAAACCUCCAGUACCCUCCUCAUCCUCAUCAUAUCCAACAAAUAAAGGCAGACUGAGAGAAAACCCAGUUUUUUACCAAA
Molecule: messenger RNA, 730 nt
Organism: Girardinichthys multiradiatus
Lineage: Eukaryota; Metazoa; Chordata; Actinopteri; Cyprinodontiformes; Goodeidae
Gene: crygn2
Product: crystallin, gamma N2
Exons: 5
Coding region: 102-653 (183 amino acids)
Biological process (GO): lens development in camera-type eye; visual perception
Molecular function (GO): structural constituent of eye lens
Source: RefSeq, a predicted model, not a curated record